Molecule: messenger RNA, 1479 nt
Organism: Trichobilharzia regenti
Lineage: Eukaryota; Metazoa; Platyhelminthes; Trematoda; Strigeidida; Schistosomatidae
Source: the annotation of a GenBank genome assembly
AUGAAACAGAAUCAGUUCUUGUCAUCAAGGAGUGAAGGCCAGGGAGGCAGUAAUUUCACAGGUUUGUUUCUAGGUCACUUCAUUUCACGUUGGAUAUACGAGACUCAAGGCCAGGACCUUGACAAUUGUUUCAAGAUGAAGAUUCGCAUGCUUUCAAGAAAUCCCUCUGAUUUCCGCAGGGAAACAGCCGAUGAUAUAUUUAAAAUUCCUAGGAAUCAGAGUGUCGCAGAACACCCAUUCGCUCCGGAAAGAGAAUAUGUUAGGGCCCUAAAUGCUGCGAAAAUAGGGAGAAUGAUGGCCAAGCCAUUCUUGGGAGCUCUUGAGGGAACCAAUGAAAGAAUGACAGCACUUUCUUUAAACACAGAGACCCUAGGCGUGGCAGUGUUUGGAACAGCUGAUGGAAAGAUUCAGUACUGGGAUAUUGCGAAAAGGAAUAGAAUAUUUGAGGUCCCGGUCCAUGACAGCGAAGUUCGAGGAAUCUGUCAUUUCAACAAAUCUCGGCUGAUGUAUACUUGCAGCUUAGAUGGUCAAUUGAAACAAUGGCGUAUGAAUCAUGAUGAUAUUGCCUCAGCUUGGAAAGAACCUUUGAGUAGUGUGCUAAUGAAAUGGCCACCUCAUUGUAUGGAUCAUCAUCCUUCAUCAAAUGAAUUUUUAAUCGGUGGUGCAGAAUCCUGUCUGUUGUAUUCAUCUAUUAAACUUGAUGUCCCAUUACGUGAAUGGAGUUGGGGACAAGAACCAGUUCAUGCAGCAAAAUUCAAUCCAGUUGAACAUAAUAUUGCUUGUGCCUUAACUAAGGAUAAUUCAUUAAUGUUAAUUGACUGCAGACAAGAUGAACCUAUCCGAAAGGUUAAAAUGGAACUUAAACUGAACUCAUUUUCCUGGAAUCCAAUGGAGCCGUUCAUUUUCACUGCUGCGUCAGAGGAUUACAAUGUUUAUACAUUUGAUAACCGUUACUUCAAAUUUCCUCGUAGAGUAUACCGGGGGCAUGUUAAUGCUGUACUUGGUGUGGAUUAUUCACCCACAGGAAGAGAAUUUGUAACUGGAAGUUAUGACUCAUCGAUCCGACUGUGGCAGUGUGAUUCUACAGAAUCUUACGAUGUUUAUCAUACAAGGCGUAUGAAACGAGUACUUGAUGUGAGAUUCACAUUGGAUGCUAAGUUUGUUCUCUCGUCAUCAACGGACCAGAAUGUACGUCUGUGGAAGGCUCACGCCAGUGAAAUAAUUGGACCGAUACAGCCAAGACAAAAAGCAUCCUUGCAAACUUACGAAUCUCUGCGUGAAAAAUUCAAAGAUCACCCAGAAGUACGUAAAAUCCUGAAACAUCGUCACUUGCCUAAAUCAAUACAUGCAGCAAACAAAGAACAUACCAUAAUUAGAGCAAAAGAAAGAAGAAAGGAACGAAAUACCCGUAUUUACAAUAAAAAUGACAUGCCAUUUGUUUCUGAAAGAGAAAAGCAUGUAGUUGCACAAUAUAAGUGA